Molecule: messenger RNA, 1274 nt
Organism: Sitodiplosis mosellana (orange wheat blossom midge)
Lineage: Eukaryota; Metazoa; Arthropoda; Insecta; Diptera; Cecidomyiidae
Gene: Osi6
Exons: 3
Coding region: 111-1073 (320 amino acids)
Source: RefSeq, a predicted model, not a curated record
AGAAGUUCUUAGCGAAAUCUCGACGAUUUUUUUACACAAUUUUUUUUAAAAACUAGUGAUUCUUUUUUUCUUCUCGAAAAAAAAAAACAAAACAAAAAAACUUAUCAAAAAUGAAGGUGUUCGUAGUUGCAUGUGCUUUAAUCAGUGUUGCCUUGGCUCACACAGUGCCAGCCGGAGAGCAAAGCGUCUUGAAAGAAUGCUUCGACCAAGAUUCAAUUGCUUGUGUUCAACAAACGGUCUACCGUCGUGCUCGUGAAUUCUUCGAUCAACCAUCCAUUGGAUUGUUCAGUGGUGUUGAAUUCGUCCGUUCAAAUGCCCGUGCCGCCAAGAGCCUCGAACCACAAGUCGAACAAGCCGCCACCAUUCAAGAGCGUGAACACGCUUUGGAAGACUACUUGGCCAACAGGGCCAAGAGCUUCUUCUCAGAACGUAAACUCACAUGGGAUGUUGCCACCACCGGUCGUGCCAUUUCAAACGCUAUCCCAGACGAUAUCAAAGAAUCAGCCCGUGUGUUGAUUGAAGAAGCCCGUACCGGAAAGAAAGUCAAGCUCCUCAAGAAAUUGUUGCCAUUCUUGGGAUUGCUCAAAUUGAAAUUGGCUGGUUUGGCUGUUUUGACUGUUGCUGCCAUCGGUGCUAUUGCUAAGACUGCUUUGGUCACAUCAUUCCUUGCCAUCGCCAUUGCUGGUGCCUCAUUCUUGGGAUCAUUGGUUGCUAAAUUGUUCGGUGUUGGAGGUCUUGCCAAGGGAGGUUUAAGCAAGGGAAUUGGCAGCGGUUUAGGUGGUUUGGGUGGUUUGGGUGGUUUGGGUGGUUUGGGUGGCAGUUCAGGCAGUUCAGGCAGUUCAGGCGGUUCAGGCGGUUCAGGUUUGGGUGGUUUGGCUAAUCUUUUCAACCGUGGUGCUGGUUCCCAAGACACCAACGUUGAAGAAAUCGUCGCAUACACUAGCGGUAACGGUGGUAACGGUGGUGGAUGGAACCAACAAGGAUGGAGCAACCAAGGAUGGGACGAACACGGUGCCCACAGCGAACCAGCCGCUCAAGUUCUUGCAUACAAUGGUCAACGCCCAAAGAACUAAGCAGUAACUAUUAGUUAGAAACUAAUUUAUAGCAACUACAAAAAAACGAAACCAUUUCUUAUUCGUACAUAGGAAAAUGUCUAAAUUUAUUUAAUUUAUUAUGAAUAUUUAUUUAAAUUGAAACACGAAAACAAAUCACUAAAAUAUUCAAAAAAUGUAAAGAUAUAUAAAAAAUUUGAUGAAAUAAAAAGAGGCAGCUAA